AUGCCACGAGAUAAGACUCCUUGCUCUGAUCGGUCUCUUGUUCGAGACCGAGACAGGGGUGCCGACGGCGCAAGUGGCACUGUUACGGACCGGAACGAUCCAAGGCCGGGCGAUAACUUGACAUCAAGCCAUCUACCUAGCGGGGUGAUCGAGGGUGGUGGUGGCAGCAAUACACGCGUCAAAUUUUCCAUAGGUCCCACGGUUUCCCUGGACGAUGGCUCAAGCCUCGGCCCGAGCUCCACGAGUCUAUGCGAGACUAGCGGUUCGUUCGCGGUGGCUAGUUCGUUGAGAAUCCCUCCCGUUCGGUCCGCCCCGGUGCCUUGGAGGCCUCGGGCUGCGAUCAACGCCAAGAGCUCAUCCGCUCGCAGCGGAAGCAAGCGAUCGGGCGAAAAGCGGGCACACCAGAAGCAGCUCUCCGGCAGAAACAGCGAUGAGAAGGAAAUCGACGAGACGACCCUGGCGGAAGCCGCAGCGACAGCAGCUGAGGGAGACGCACUUGCUGGAAGGUGGAUAUCUCCUAGGGACGCAGGUGAAAAUGGCGACCUCUGCACUGCUGGUAGUGCGGGCAACGCACACAAACCACCCUCCGUGCAGUCGAGCGUGGUCUACCCGCGAAUUCCUGACGCACACGGCUGGGUUUCCCUGAGGCUGAACCCGGCCGAACGGUCGCUAGAGCCUUGGGGCACCGCCCUCGCGCCUAUGCGGGCCAUGUGCGACAUCGACCCGUCGCUGUCCCGCGCCGGGAUUGUGUACAGGAACGUCAUCCAUGCCGUGGAAGGGGCACAGAAGAUGAAAACGUGCCACAAAGCCAAGGUUGGCCAACAGUGGCCGAGGCUUAUCGUGACUCUCAAAAGGUUGAUUCGAAGGCUCCGCCGCCGCUGUGGCAAACUCCAGGAGCUCUUGCGGUGGGAGGCCAAGUUCCGUUGGCACUACGGGAAGCCCCCUCCGGAAGUGGGGGUGUGUACCACGAGUUCUACCAGGAAAACUCUCCUCUCGGAGCAGCAGGAGCUUAGGGUGGUGCUGGCUCACCUUCGAGCGAUAUCGUUUGACACGGUUAAAGCCGUGUGUGAGUGGCGGACGACGUUCCUUGGGUCCGGAAAACCAGGGUAUCGUCGCAUGCAUCCUAGCGAGUCAGCCCCGGGUCUGCCCAAUGGAAUGACGCGAUUCCCGGAACCGCUCGCAGAAUUUCAGGAACAUGAUCAUGGCAUCGGUGUAGUCUGCCGUGAAGAUCAAGAAGGGCACCAUCAAGGCAACAGGCAAAAGCACAGCCAGAGAGGACACCCGUGGUUCAUUGACGCUUCGCAGGAGGGACACCAAGCCGGACUCAAGCGCCGUGGCAGCGAAGACGGUAGCGUGCACCACCAUGACCCACACGACCUUCGCGAUGAGGUCGAUGACAACGCGCUUACACGGUCGAUAGCCGUCCCUCGGCCUUUCGGCGGCAAGAACGACAGCGGCCCGGCCCCUUUGUUCCUCUGGAAGGGCAACAACUACCUCACCAAGAUGGCCCAUGAUCUAGAGUUUCUCGAUGACGCUGACGCGUCCGCUCCGGUCUCCGCUUGGCUUGGCUUCUCGGUUCGAGACAAUCCGUUCCUCAUCCCUCCGAACGGGCUCAAUGUUUGCGAGGAUCUGCGGCGGCAGCGCGAAGAGCGCCGUGAGGAGGCGGCCGUGCCGCGACGGCAGCAACAGCAACAUAAGCGCUCUCCGGGUACAGGCAACGGGCAGAGACGCCUGUCCCUCUCUCGGUCUCGAUCCCGAGCGAAUAGCCACGACGACGACGACGACGACAACGACGACGACUACCAACACCGACGCACGUCCGCCAGCGGCGAUGUCUCCGCACCUCUGCCUCGCCGGCAAAGUAAACAAGAGCGAAAACAAGGCCGCGAUCCCGACAGCGACAUUAAGGGUAGUGAUGCACGGCCAGAGCCGAUGGUGCUAACGCCGCAGCAACAGUCGGCGCCGCCCACGGCGGAUGCAGACGCGAACGACGAAGGUCGGAAGCGAAAAUCGGGAUCGGCAACCGAAAACGUGGUGACGACCAGCCCGUUGUUGCUGGUCACCGAUGAUCAAAACAAUGGCGUGGAUGGUGGGGGUGGAAUUUUUGUCACUGAGGGCGUGGCGAGGAGCGCUUUUUCGACGGCGGCGGCGGAAGGAAGCCUCCGCUCGGCGUCAACGUCGGUCGAGUCCCCGCUUUUCCCGGCGGGUCUGGGGUAUUCGAACGACGAGAACACUAUCCCGUACCAGCUGUCAACGGACGAAGAGGAGGAGUUGCAGUGGGCGGGAGGAGGGCGCCUCGACCAGCCCAUCGUCCCCGAGCUUCACGAGUCAGUCCGCUCCAAAGCUCUGGCCGCCGCGAAGGUGCUCCGGAGCGAGGCUGCGUCCGAACAAGCGCUCACGUCGAGCGCCCGGGCAAUCCUCUCCAACGCCAGGCGCACGGAAGAGAUCUUGCACACUCCGGAGAGAGACUGCUCCUUUAGGAUGGAGUCGCUGGCCGAGCGGAGUGUCAGGGAGGAGCUCAGAGGCGCGCUGGUGGACAGGCACGUCGGCGCGACAAGGCUAAAGUUGUUACCGUCGUUGUUGAAGUCCUCUUGUGCGAUGAUGAGAAUGUCGUCGUGCUGGAGGGAGGAAAAAGAGAGGCCUCCGUUCGUUCGGUCGGUGUCCACGGCGCCCGCGAGGGGCGGUGGCCGUCCAGGGCUCACCGUGGUUUGCUCCGGCACCGCUGCUGCAAGGGGUCGGGCGGGCGCGGCGCGGCUAGGCCACGGCCGAGCGUCGGCGGCUUUCGGCAGCAGGGGCGGCGGCGGCGGUAGCAGCCGGGGAGGGGUCCGCGUCUCGGUAGAUGGGCAUCACGAGGCAACGGACGGGGCGAUAGCUGGAGCGGGAAAACGAAGCAGCGAUCCCUCGCGAUGUACCCAGAGCGUACCUAGAGACGGCAACAUCACCAAUAACCGCAUCGAAAAGGGAAAGCGUGCGCCGCUGCCCUCCUCCCGAUCGCAGUGCCUCGAAAGCGGCACCGGAUCACAAACGCACACGACGAGGCUGGGCGGGACUAAUGAGGGAACCGCCGACACGGCUGCUGUGUCCGCCGCUUCUCCCGGGGACCGUUCGACGACCUCCUCUUCCCUCCAGGCCAGCUCCUCCACUAUGUCGGCCCGGGCGCGAGCCAAGGCGCUCACGGUCCGCCCCACAGCCAGGCGCCGCCCGUUUUGUCGGAACGGCGGCUGCAGGGUAAUCAUCCCAGACCCGGGGGUAUCCGCGGAUGUCCGUCGCCGGGCGGCGGCGCGGAUCCAGUCGGCGUUACUGGCCUUGUGCGCGAGACGGUACGUCCGCGGGCUGCGGGACGACCGCGAUCGCGCGGUACGGUUGAUUUGGCGAAACUGGCGCAGGUGGAGGACCAAGGCGGACAUGCGCACCGCGAGACGCCUGAGGCGCGCCGAGGGCCUGCGGCGGGUAGCGGAGGAACGGUCGAGGAACCGCGCCACCCACGUCAUCCAGACGUUCUUCAGGGACGUCAGAUACAGACGGGAAAGGGUGAGGGAGAGGAAAGCAGGCCUCUCGAUUUCAAGUACGACGAACGGGAUCCCGUAA
Messenger RNA from Ectocarpus sp. CCAP 1310/34, 3588 nucleotides. The record is from the annotation of a GenBank genome assembly. Lineage: Eukaryota; Phaeophyceae; Ectocarpales; Ectocarpaceae.